Choloepus didactylus (southern two-toed sloth) is the source of this 2621-nucleotide messenger RNA. It is a transcript of the gene MXI1, whose product is annotated as MAX interactor 1, dimerization protein. The coding region runs from base 184 to 1077 and encodes 297 amino acids. Gene Ontology annotation, biological process: regulation of transcription by RNA polymerase II. The record is from RefSeq and is a predicted model, not a curated record. The transcript is spliced from 6 exons. Lineage: Eukaryota; Metazoa; Chordata; Mammalia; Pilosa; Megalonychidae. Gene Ontology annotation, molecular function: DNA-binding transcription factor activity, RNA polymerase II-specific; protein dimerization activity; RNA polymerase II cis-regulatory region sequence-specific DNA binding.
ACCCACUGCGAGACCGACACACACUCACACACACAACUGCACGCAGCCAGGCUCGGGAAGUCAGGUCGGCUUCUCGCCCGGCGCCUCCUCCGCUCAGCCGGCCCGGUCUCCCCCGGGGCCCGGAGCUCGGCCGGGCCGCGGAGUCCCCGUAAGAGGACCAGCUUGACGGACCCCUGUCCUUCCAUGGGCAAACGCGGGCGGCCGCGCAAGGAGGCGCGCUGCGAGGGCACGGGGCUGGUCCCCGCCGAGCCCCCGGACGUGCCCCCCGCUGCGGCCGCGCCCCAGCCCCCGGCCCAGACCGAGGAACCCGCUGGGGCCAAGCCCAGGUGCCCCUUCUCGGACAUUUUCAACACCAGCGAGACCUCAAUGGAGAAGCACAUCAACACUUUUCUGCAGAACGUGCAGAUUCUGCUCGAGGCCGCCAGCUACCUGGAGCAGAUCGAGAAAGAAAACAAAAAGUGUGAACAUGGCUACGCCUCGAUGUCAUUCCCCUCCAUACCAAGCCCCCGGCUGCAGCAUUCAAAGCCCCCACGGAGGUUGAGCCGGGCACAGAAACACAACAGCAGUGGGAGCAGCAGCACCAGCACUGCCAACAGGUCUACACACAAUGAGUUGGAAAAGAAUCGACGAGCUCAUCUGCGCCUGUGUUUAGAACGCUUAAAAGUUCUGAUUCCACUAGGACCAGACUGCACCAGGCACACAACUCUUGGUUUGCUCAACAAAGCCAAAGCACACAUCAAGAAACUUGAAGAAGUGGAAAGGAAGAGCCAACACCAGCUUGAGAAUUUGGAACGAGAACAGAGAUUUUUAAAGCGGCGAUUGGAACAGCUGCAGGGUCCUCAGGAGAUGGAACGAAUACGAAUGGACAGCAUUGGAUCAACUAUUUCUUCAGAUCGUUCUGAUUCAGAGCGAGAGGAAAUUGAAGUGGAUGUUGAAAGCACAGAGUUCUCCCAUGGAGAAGUGGACAAUAUCAGUACCACCAGCAUCAGUGACAUUGAUGACCACAGCAGCCUGCAGAGUAUUGGAAGUGACGAAGGUUACUCCAGUGCCAGUGUCAAACUUUCAUUCGCUUCCUAGAACCCAGCAUGACAUAACAGUGCAGGGCAAAUAUUCACUGGGCCAAUUCAAUCCAAACAAUCUCUUAAAUUGGGUUCAUGAUGCAGUCUCCUCUAUAAAACUAAACAAAACUACUUGAACAAAAUGGUCAACAGACCUGUAUUUAAGCAAAUACGUAGCAAAAAGUGGGGCAGAGCCUCCCCAGCAGAACAAACAUUUGUAAUAUUCAUAUUAGAAAAAUCACAAUUUCUAAUGGCAGCAGAAAACUUAAGUGAAAUUUCCUUGAUUUUAUUUAGUUGAUUGAAAAGAGGACAUUGGAGAUUCCAUCCUCUUUUUCAUUUCUAAUUUGCUCAUAAUGCAUUGAGUAGACAAAUGCAGGAUAGGGUUAUGAACCCUUCCUCAGCUUUCUGGUCCUAAAAACAAACAAGUUCAAACCUAUUGUAAUGACAAGACAAGAUAAUCAGGCAUUAAUCUUGGGUAGCUAAAGCUAUUAUAACUCAGCCUGGGACAGCUUAUCAUGAAGCCUGUGGAUGAUCAAUUCUUUAAAAAAAAAAAAAAAAAAAAAUCUCAUUUCAUGCUCUGCAAAAGGAGAGACUCCCAUGAAGCCUGUUGAAAGGGAUCAUCAUGCAGCUCAGCUUUCUGUUGGAUUCCAUGCUAAGCAAGCUAUAUCCUGCAUUGUUAGCACUAGGGCCACAAACCGCCAGCUCACCAGUCAGUCAGCUGCCCCUAGGCCCCUGGGCAGUAUGGGGGCAGUCCGUAUAUGACAGCCUCCACCAUACAAAGCCUAUGAGUACGGACUGGGGAGCCAGAAGGAAACGCUCCAUGUGCCUGUGUCUGCGUGGGCCAGAAGAAUUGUGUACGCAGAUAAACAGGCCAAGGUCUGAGCCACAGCAGCGUUUUUAUUUCAGAUUUUGAUAACUGUUUGUAUGUGUUAAAAACCAAAAUGACAUCUUUUUAAAGCUUGUCCAUUAAAAAACAUAGAUGUCUUUUAUAGUGGAAAAACACAUGGGAAAAAAAAUCAUCUAUUUUGAUGCAACAUUUGAUAAUGAUAAAACACCUCACACCUCACUCUUUAUAGUGCACAAAAUGAGGUCUGGGCUAGGGAGAAAAAGGUCAAUGCUUAUGUUUUUCUUUUCUUUUAGAAUCCUUUACCAACUUUUAACCAUCUGAUAUGUAUAGUAGAUACACUAUCAUAGUUAACAUAGUUAAGUUCAGCACUUGUCUCAUUUUAAUGUAAGGAUUUGCUUCCAUUUUCCUACAGGCAGUCUCCUUCCUCACAAUCCCACUGUGCAGGUGCUAUUGUUGCUUUUUUGAAUAUUUUCAGAAAUGUUAUUUUCUUUAAAGUGAAAUUUCUAGCCUGCACUUUGAUGUCAUGUGUUCCCUUUGUCUUUUAAAAUCCAAGGUUCCCUUCUGGCCCUCUCCCUUACCCCCAGAAGCCUUCUUGGAGACCUUACCCCUGGCUGUUUGAACUUUGUAUACUUUAAAUAAUUUAACUACCCUUAAUUACUUAAAAAAAAGAAAAAAAAAAAGCUUUAUGAUUUUCAUAACUUAUUGCUGAUUUUAAU